AAGGCUAUUUUCUAGACUCCUCACAACAAAUUAUGAGUGUCACUCACCAUCCAAUCAUUUUCUGAGUGACACCGUUUAACAUCUGUCGCUCAGCUGUUGGUUAAUCUCUGUGAAACUGUCGUUUUGUGCUUAGUUUUCCUUGUUUGCUAACGUUAGCGUAAAUGUUCGACAUGGACGUUUCUUCCAGCAGGGUAUUUUUGUUUGUUUUCACUCCUUUCUCCUCUCGUUAGCCCCACUUCCUGGCCACUGGACCUCUUUAUGUGUAUGUAUUGAGACCCCGGAUGCCAUUGUAGUCACCCCAGCUACUUGUUUAGAGGAUUUAAGCUGUGUGACAAAUGGCCAACGCUGCUCCUCCGACUCCGGGCGUUGAAAACGCAAGUCCCGGAUCUAGUAGCUCGGCUGCCGCUGACAGUGGCAACCAGGACAGCACCUUUGAAUGUAACAUAUGCCUGGACACCGCCAAGGACGCCGUGAUUAGUUUAUGUGGACACCUCUUCUGCUGGCCUUGUUUGCAUCAGUGGCUGGAGACUCGACCCAACAGACAAGUGUGUCCAGUAUGCAAAGCUGGUAUCAGCCGAGAUAAAGUAAUCCCCAUAUAUGGGCGCGGAAGUACAGGUCAACAGGAUCCAAGAGAAAAAACACCCCCACGACCACAAGGACAAAGGCCCGAGCCAGAAAACCGUGGGGGUUUUCAGGGAUUUGGCUUUGGAGAUGGAGGCUUCCAAAUGUCGUUUGGGAUCGGUGCCUUUCCGUUUGGUAUUUUUGCAACAGCUUUUAACAUCAAUGAUGGAAGACCUCCUCCAGCAGCGGCUCCGGGGACACCGCAGCACACGGACGAGCAGUUUCUGUCUCGACUCUUCCUCUUUGUGGCUCUCGUGAUCAUGUUUUGGCUGCUAAUUGCAUAAAACUCAAGAGAUCUGA
This is a messenger RNA of Maylandia zebra (zebra mbuna), 921 nucleotides long. It is a transcript of the gene rnf185, whose product is annotated as ring finger protein 185. Lineage: Eukaryota; Metazoa; Chordata; Actinopteri; Cichliformes; Cichlidae. The record is from RefSeq and is a predicted model, not a curated record. Gene Ontology annotation, cellular component: endoplasmic reticulum. Gene Ontology annotation, biological process: ubiquitin-dependent protein catabolic process. Gene Ontology annotation, molecular function: metal ion binding; ubiquitin protein ligase activity.